AUGUUCGGGCUGGAGAAGCCGGCGGGGCAGCCGAAGCCGGGCAGAAGUGGUGGGUUUCCGAACAUGGCGUCCGUGGGGGAUUUUAACGUGCUCAGCUCCAGCAUCCCGGCCACCAAGGUGGAGCUCUCCGUGUCCUGCAGAAAUCUUUUGGACAGAGAUACAUUUUCUAAAUCUGAUCCGAUCUGUGUUUUGUACAUACAAGCCAUUGGAAACAAAGAAUGGAGAGAGUUUGGAAGAACAGAAGUAAUUGAUAAUACUUUAAAUCCAGAUUUUGUAAGAAAAUUUAUAAUGGACUACUUCUUUGAAGAAAGAGAGAAUCUGCGAUUUGAUUUCUACGAUGUUGACUCAAAGAGUCCUAACCUAUCAAAACAUGAUUUUUUGGGACAAAUGUUUUGUACACUGGGAGAGAUAGUUGGAUCACAGGGGAGCAGACUGGAAAAAUCAAUUGUAGGAAUUCCUGGGAAGAAAUGUGGAACAGUCAUAGUAACAGCAGAGGAACUGGGCUGUUGCCGAGAUUCAGUUUUAAUGCAAUUUUGUGCGAACAAACUAGACAAGAAGGACUUCUUUGGGAAAUCUGAUCCUUUCCUUGUAUUUCAUCGAAGCAAUGAAGAUGGCAGUUUUACAAUCUGCCACAAAACAGAAGUCGUAAAAAAUACAUUAAAUCCAGUAUGGCAGGCAUUCAAGAUUUCUGUCAGAGCACUGUGUAAUGGAGACUAUGACCGGACAAUUAAAGUAGAAGUGUAUGAUUGGGAUAGAGAUGGAAGCCAUGAUUUCAUCGGAGAAUUCACAACAAGUUACAGAGAGUUGUCAAGAGGGCAAUCUCAGUUCAACGUGUAUGAGGUAAUAAAUCCAAAGAAAAAAGGAAAAAAGAAAAAGUAUGUUAAUUCUGGAACAGUAACAUUGCUUUCCUUCCUAAUUGAAACAGAAGUUUCAUUCCUUGACUAUAUUAAAGGCGGAACCCAAAUCAAUUUCACAGUAGCUAUUGAUUUCACAGCCUCUAAUGGUAACCCUUCACAGCCUACUUCGCUGCACUACAUGAAUCCCUAUCAGCUGAAUGCUUAUGGCAUGGCACUGAAAGCAGUAGGUGAAAUAAUUCAGGACUAUGAUAGUGACAAAAUGUUCCCAGCUCUAGGUUUUGGAGCUAGACUGCCUCCAGAUGGAAGAGUGUCACAUGAAUUUGCACUGAAUGGAAACCCUCAAAAUCCAUACUGCCAUGGAAUUGAUGGUGUAAUGGAGGCAUAUUACAGGAGUCUAAAAUCUGUACAGCUUUAUGGACCAACAAACUUUGCACCUGUAAUUAAUCAUGUAGCCAGAUAUGCUGCUUCAGUAAAAGAUGGGUCCCAGUAUUUUGUUCUUCUCAUUAUUACAGAUGGAGUUAUUUCCGAUAUGGCUCAGACAAAAGAAUCCAUAGUGAAUGCUUCAAAGCUUCCAAUGUCAAUAAUUAUAGUGGGGGUAGGACCAGCAGAGUUUGAUGCUAUGGAAGAACUGGAUGGUGAUGUAGUGAGGAUUUCUUCAAGAGGAAAGUUUGCAGAAAGAGACAUUGUGCAGUUUGUGCCAUUCCGAGAUUACAUUGACAGAAGUGGAAACCAUGUGUUAAGCAUGGCAAGACUUGCUAAAGAUGUUUUAGCUGAGAUCCCAGAGCAGUUUCUGUCCUAUAUGAGAGUCAGAGGAAUAAAGCCAUCACCUGCACCACCACCCUAUACACCCCCAAUUCAUGUGUUGCAGACUCAGAUAUGACUGAUCAAAAGUUAGCAUUUAUCACAAGUCAAGAGUCUCUGGAUGCAGCAGCAGCUUUUUGGAGCUAGAAAAAUUCUCUUCACAUACCAAAAUUCUCCUAUGGUUGCAUGAGCAA
This is a messenger RNA of Gavia stellata (red-throated loon), 1852 nucleotides long. It is a transcript of the gene CPNE8, whose product is annotated as copine 8. Gene Ontology annotation, molecular function: calcium-dependent phospholipid binding. The record is from RefSeq and is a predicted model, not a curated record. The transcript is spliced from 20 exons. Gene Ontology annotation, biological process: cellular response to calcium ion. Gene Ontology annotation, cellular component: plasma membrane. NCBI's taxonomy places the organism in Eukaryota, Metazoa, Chordata, Aves, Gaviiformes, Gaviidae. Bases 1 to 1737 code for a protein of 578 amino acids.